AUGUCGUAGCUAAUACAAUGGCUCUGAAUUUGUUCGUGCAAAAAUAAGAAAACUAACAGCGGUCACCUGUAUAUAAAAGUCGAUGAACGAUGGUCAACCUGUAUCAGUUAGUCAACGCCUUCCAUCAGCUGAACACCAAUAUGAAGUUCAUCAUCUUCGCUACUCUGUUUGUGGUUGCUGCCGCUACCUACGGCAAGGAUAGUACUACUUCCGCACCAGUUUCAGACGCCUCGCAUUCUUCUUCAGUUUCAGAUCCUAACUAUUCAUCUUCAGCUUCAGAUCCUAACUAUUCAUCUUCAGCUUCAGAUCCUAACUAUUCGUCUUCAGCUUCAGAUCCCAACUAUUCGUCUUCAGCUUCAAAUUCUACCUAUUCCUCGUCGGAUUCUUCAGUAUCAACAUACUCCGAGCAAAUUGAUACCACAGUGGUUCACCCAACGCAAGCUACCUCAGAAUUAAAUCACUCCAAAGUAUCGGAAAGUUACGCUGUACUCAACAAUGGCAGUGAUGAAGACGAUGACGAUGAUGAUGACGAUGAUGAUGACGAUAACGAUGAUGACCACACUAAGUACCAUGCUGAAUCCAAAUCUCUAACCGAACAAGAGCCAGAUCAAGCAACUACUUCAUUGUCUUCCUCAGCUUACGGGGAGACUGAGUACACAACCGACUCCAACGUAGUUCAAGUUGAUUCCGUCCCGGCCUACGAGGCUCCCGAAACCGUCACUUCCACCUACGAGACUCCAGUGACCGUCGCUUCCGUCUACGAGGCUCCGGUGGCCGUCGAUUCCGUCUACGAGGCUCCGGUGGCCGUCGAUUCCGUCUACGAGGCUCCGGUGGCCGUUGAUAUCGUCUACGAGGCUCCAGUGGCCGUUGAUUCCGUCUACGAGGCUCCGGUGGCCGUUGAUUCCGUCUACGAGGCUCCAGUGGCCGUUGAUUCCGUCUACGAGGCUCCGGUUACUGUCGAUUCCGUCUACGACGACACUGCCACCAUUCCACCCAAUUUUUUGCCAUACUGGUUACGUCCGGGUUUCACUACAUCGUACUAAGGGCAGUGAUAAUAUUAAAGCUUAUUUAUUGAUUGCCUAAUCUUAAGGUAGUAUCCUUUCGACGCAAUUAACUGUUUAUCAGCAUGAUUGAUUUCAUACAUCAUUGCAUAAUGGAUUUCUUCCUUCCCAUCCCAUCAUGUUCCAGAGAACUAAAUAAUUGGCAAGGUUUGCAUUAUUUUCAAAAUAUUUGGUCAUAUCGAUUUUGUAAUUGCAAACUCUGAACUGAAUAUGACUGGUAAAAUCAUA
This is a messenger RNA of Daphnia magna, 1289 nucleotides long. Its product is annotated as stress protein DDR48. The record is from RefSeq and is a predicted model, not a curated record. Lineage: Eukaryota; Metazoa; Arthropoda; Branchiopoda; Diplostraca; Daphniidae. Bases 90 to 1043 code for a protein of 317 amino acids. The transcript is spliced from 3 exons.